CCCCUCGCGUAUCCCACGAAACUUUCUUCUUUUUAUCUUUCUCUCUGUUGCUUCACGCAUAGCAAUAUCCAAUCACACGCCCUUCACGUUGCGCAUUGAUCUUAAAAAAAAACAAACCAUUUUUUGCUUCCUACUUUGUGCACUAACUUGUCCCAUCUCUUCUUCAGAUGUAACCAGUGUUGUUCUGAAUUCUCACCUACUUUAGAUUCGCUACUGAAUCUUUUUGUGUUCUCGUAGGUGGUAGGAAUCAAGUUCAGUGAAUUAGGUUUUUCUUUUUCUUUUUUUUGACGAUGAAUUCGAAUUUCUCUGGAGUGGUCAACGGUUUCGAGUAUUAUGAUGUUGGUUUCUUACCAAAUCAGAAUCCUAAUCUCGGCUUCGGUGUUCCUUCCUCGAGCGACUUCGAUCUCCGUUUAGAUCAUCAUCAUCAACCUUCAAUUUGGGUUCCCGCAACACAACAAGUUCAAGAUUUUGAUAUUCAUCAUUAUCAUCAACAACAACAACAGAAAUACUCUCCUCCAGCUGAUGAGAUUGAUUCCGAAAACACCCUCUUGAAAUACGUAAACCAGCUCCUUAUGGAAGAAGAGACUCUCGCGGACGCGGAGCAGACCACGUUGUUCUACGAUUCUUUGGCUCUACGACAAACCGAACAAAUGUUGCAGCAAGUCAUCAGCGACUCACAUGCUCAAUCUCCUUGUGCUAUCCAUCCUAAUUCGAUUACUAGCAGUUGCUGUAGCAGUACUACUACUACUACUGGUGGUGGUAGUGGUAAUUACUGGAGCAGUAACAGCAAUUCUAGUAUCGGGUUCGAGACAGCAGGUAAUUCUACUGAGUAUUAUGAUGAUGCUGUCCGUGAUACUGUGUCGUUUCAAGGGCCAAACACGUUUCGUGGUGGAUUCGUACAGCCAGCGAGUGAGAUUCUCGUCAGGAGUAUGUUUACUGAUACAGAUUCAGUUAUGCAGUUUAAGAAAGGCUUGGAGGAAGCUAGCAAGUUUCUUCCUAACACCGAUCAAUGGAUCUUCAAUCACGACCAACACGAGGUGAAAGAAGACAGAGUGAUCUCGAGAGCUAGGAGGAAAAAUCGUCACCACGAAGAAGAAGAAGAAGAUCUAGAGGAAGCUAGGAGCAGCAAACAAUCAGCAGUCACCGUCGAAGAAGACGGUAAACUAACGGAGCUCUUCGACAAAGUCCUCCUCCUCGACGGCGAAAGCGACCCGCACGUCAUCGAAGACGGCGAGAGCGUUUCGAGCAAGCCUCAGGUCCCCAAGAAAGAAGGAGGCCGCACCAAAAGAAAGUCCCAAGCGUUCGAUUUCCGCACGCUCCUCACUCUCUGCGCGCAGUCCAUCUCGGCCGGGGACAAGAUCACGGCCGACGACUUGCUAAGGCAGAUAAGGAAGCAGUGCACGCCUCUGGGAGACGCCUCCCAGAGGCUGGCCUACUUCUUCGCGAACGCGCUCCAGGCGCGUCUGGAAGGUAGCUGCUCUGGAGCUACGAUCCAGAGCUACUACGAUUCCAUCGCAUCCAAGAAACGAACGGCCGCUCAGAUCCUCAAGUCCUACCACGUGUUCUUGUCUUCCUCUCCGUUCAUGACUCUGAUCUAUUUCUACUCCAACAAGAUGAUUCUCGACGCGGCUAAAGAUGCCUCCGUGCUUCACGUGAUAGACUUUGGGAUCCUCUAUGGCUUCCAGUGGCCUAUGUUUAUACAGCACGUGUCGAAGAGCAAGAACGGGCCGAAGAAGCUGAGGAUAACGGGUGUAGAGCUUCCUCAGAACGGGUUCCGUCCCACGGAGAGGAUAGAGGAUACGGGGAGGAGACUCACGGAGUAUUGCAAAAGGUUCGGUGUACCGUUCGAGUACAACGCUAUCGCGUCCAAGAACUGGGAGACGAUACGUUUGGAAGAGUUCAAGAUCCGACCAGACGAAGUUCUCGCGGUGAAUACUGCUCUCAGGCUCAAGAACCUCAGGGACGUGACUCCGGGAGGGGAAGAGGAUUGUCCUAGAGACGGGUUCUUGAAACUGAUCAGAGACAUGAAACCCGACGUGUUCCUCAGCUCGACGGUCAACGGGUCUUUCAACGCGCCUUUCUUCACCACGCGGUUCAAAGAAGCUCUGUUUCAUUACUCGUCGCUCUUGGACAUGUUCGGUUCGACGCUCUCCAAGGAGAACCCGGAGAGGAUACAUUUCGAAGGGGAGUUUUACGGGAGGGAAGUGAUGAACGUGAUCGCUUGCGAAGGAGUUGAUAGGGUGGAGAGGCCCGAGACUUACAAGCAGUGGCAGGUGAGGAUGGUGAGAGCUGGGUUUAAGCAGAAGCCUGUGGAGGCGGAGCUUGUGGAGUCGUUUAGGGUGAAGAUGAAGAAGUGGGGUUACCAUAAAGACUUUGUGCUUGAUGAAGAUAGCAAUUGGUUCUUGCAAGGUUGGAAAGGUCGCAUCCUGUUCUCUUCUUCUUGUUGGGUCCCUUCUUAGCUUUUUUUUUGUGUUACAGUCAAAUAUGUAACACUUAAUUUUGUAUUUAAUGUUUUGUUUGUUUCUUCUUCUACUUGGUUUUCCUUUGCUCUGUCUGCAACAUGUCAUUUUAUGUAUCACAUGUUGAAAGCAAUAAGAGGUUAACUGGAUUUUUAGUACAGAAACUAAAUCAAAUCAGGUAGUGAAGUCUGCAUGUUGUAUGACUUGUAUCUAGUAGAUAGAUAAAACAUGAUGCACUGUUUUUUUUUUGUGGUCAAACAAACAUAAUGCAUUGUCUUGUUAUUGCCUUCCAUAUAAUUUACAUUGAGUAACCAUUUGGAUGUCUGUGUCGGAACCACAUGUGGCUCAAGCGGUGGAGCACCAUCAUCCUCCGCAGGCUUCACCGUUACAGGCCCCUCCUGGCUCUUCUUCUCUGUCUCUUCAAAUCUGGAUUUAAACCUGUCGCAAUUUGUCGUCUCACCAGACUUAAACAGGCGUUCACCUAAAACUUUAGCAAGAUCAUCCUAAUGCAGAACCUCCUUUCUCAAGCAAUGGCUCAGCGAUCUGAGCCAUUUGCUCUUUGUGUUCCUCUAUUAUCUCAACCGUUAGCUUGUAAGCUUUGGCCACCCACUCUCGGAUCUCAUCUAUCAUUGCACAGAGUCAAAGUUUGGAUCUUUAUAGAGUUUUGUUGAAAGAGACUGUAAGAUGAUGCUUGGGAGACAAGACACCAACGCGUUUGACUCUCGCAUAUAUUGUUGCUCCCUGGUUAAUUGUAACUGGUUUGUUAUCUUCAAUUUUAACCCAGCCGGUUAUUCUUUAUAUCAGAUCCAUUCCAAACCGUGGUUCGGUCAAUGUAUGAUUAGAGGCGAAGAUAAUUAAAUG
Molecule: messenger RNA, 3320 nt
Organism: Raphanus sativus (radish)
Lineage: Eukaryota; Viridiplantae; Streptophyta; Magnoliopsida; Brassicales; Brassicaceae
Product: scarecrow-like protein 31
Exons: 1
Coding region: 291-2459 (722 amino acids)
Biological process (GO): regulation of DNA-templated transcription
Cellular component (GO): nucleus
Molecular function (GO): sequence-specific DNA binding; DNA-binding transcription factor activity
Source: RefSeq, a predicted model, not a curated record